AUGAGACAGCCCAACACGCCCUCAGACACAAGACUGCAAGUAGUCAUGCGUGAAGGCUAUGAUGAUUACGAAAAUGAUGCCGCGUGUACAACAGGCAACGCCUUCACGAAGCGCACCAAAGUUUCUGGCAACAAGAAACGGCUUAUCACUAGUACCUCGAAUGCAGCAGUUGGCGCCACUCGCACAAAUACUGGCUCUCGCGUGCGUCAAACUCAAGAAGCCUUGCCCACGCGAAAUGUGCUCAGACCCUCGAAUGCCAACGCCUACCCGACGCGAUAUAUUCCCACUUAUCCCAAAGUCCAUCGCGACCAUCUCGACUUGGCGACUCUGCAGUAUUACGAUCUUCCCUGGGAGUAUUCAAAGGCAUGGAUUGUGAUAUGA
Molecule: messenger RNA, 381 nt
Organism: Cercospora beticola
Lineage: Eukaryota; Fungi; Ascomycota; Dothideomycetes; Mycosphaerellales; Mycosphaerellaceae
Source: RefSeq, a predicted model, not a curated record